CUCCGUUGUAUCCUCUCUCAGUUGGGAUGGGUGCGUCAUUGAGGGACCAGGUCCAUAGCUGUCGCAUCCCCGCAACAUCCGCUCUUUGUUGAUAAACAUUGGGCUGUUGAGGUUCUGGUUGUAAUUUAAAAUGGAAAAAAUGAUGUGUUCGUCGCAUAUAGCACAAUUUUACAACAACUUUUCAACUGAAGAACUCCAGGAUCAAACAUCAGUGUGGCAUGGCAACAAUGGGUCCUACACAUUUACAAAUAUGUUUCCGUCACCCAGUCCAUCUGGAUCUAGUGCAUCGGGACCUUUUUCCCCUGGUCAAUAUGAAGAGGUUAAUUUGCCAGGUGGUAACCCAGGGAAUCCUUCUUUAAGGAUAACCGAGCAGCCUGUACCAAAAUUUAGGUUCCGUUAUAGGUCUGAAAUGCAAGGGGCCCAUGGAAGUCUUCUUGGCCGUAGUGAAACGUCAAGAAAGAGAACACACCCAACUGUUGAGCUUGUAAAUUAUCAUGGAGAAGAAGACAUCAUAAUACGUUGCCUAUUAUACACAGCAACAGAUAACCCUAUACCUCAUAUGCAUCAGCUAAUUUCUAAAGAAAGUUCAAAAGAAGUCUUUGACCAUGAGAUAGCUGUGUCUGAGCGGAAUGGUUACCGUGCAGAGUUUAAAGGACUUGGUAUAGUCCACCUGUCCAAGAAGGACCUGAAAAAAGAGUUGAUUAGGAAGAAGGAGCAAAUGUGGCUGGAAAAUUUGAGGAGCGACCGUGAGCUGGACCAUGUAGAUAAUGAAACUCUCAAAGAAGCAUUGAAAUUGAAAAUACCAGAGCUGGAGAAAGAAGCUGCAAAAGAAGCUAGCAGCAUGGACCCCAACAAAGUCAAACUAUGCUUCCAAGCAUUUUAUAAGGGACCGUUGGGACAAGUUAAUUAUGUGUGUCAACAUGUGUUUUCAGAAACUAUUGAGAAUUCCAAAAGUGCAGAAACAGGGGAACUGAAAAUUUGCAGAAUGGACAGGUGCACUGGAACAUGUGAGGGAGGUGAUGAAGUUUACAUUCUUGUAGAGAAGGUUUGCAAAAAAAACAUAAAGGUUCGAUUCUUUGAAGUGGAUGAUCAGGGACAUGAAGUAUGGAGCGAUUAUGGUCAGUUCAGUGAUUUUGAUGUCCAUCAUCAAUAUGCAAUUGUUUUUCGAACACCUCAGUACCGAGACUUACAGAUACAGAAGAAUGUGGAGGUAAAGAUGGAGUUGCAGAGACCAAAAGACAAUUCUAGAAGUGAGCCAUUAAAGUUCAUGUACAAACCAGCCAGAAAAUAUGCAAAGAGAUUAUGCACUAGCUCCUCCCGAAGUGACAGUUGGAGCAGCUUUGAAGCUCCUAGAGAAACUAGAUCAGGUUUAGUAUCUGGAGAUGACCCUUUGCUAAGUGGAAGUGGAAGUGACUCUUCUAGAAUUGGUAGUUGGAAUUUCCCAAGUGAUGCUUUGAAGGAAGCUCUUUCAAAUAUCGCAACAGGGAAUGAUCCAACGGAAUUUUUUGAAUUUGAAAGGUUUAUAAACUCUGGUGAUUUUUCAGAAUAUUCUCAAGCCUUUCCUGAUUUGUGUUCUCAGAAGGAAUUAAAUUCACAGCCUAGUCCAACUCCUAACAUUCAAGUCACAGAUCUUGAAUUAUUUGGCGAUUUGACUCUUCAACCUCAACCCACUUGGACAGCAGACGUUGCCUCACCACCACUGAGUAACAAAAGGAAGCAUGUUGAAAAAGAUGGUGUUGUGACGGAUGGUUGUGCUAGAAAGGAGCCAUCUGUGGAGACAUCACCCAACGAAGGCUAUGAGAAGAUGAAGGAAGAAACAUUACACUCAGCAAAGAAUGCUUACGCUAAGUUGCUGAAGCUAAUGAAAAGUCGGCAUGCAAAUAGACAGCAAGAAAUCAAAAAUAUAAUUAAAGCAGAGGACCAAGAAUUUGGACCUCUUCAUGCAGCUGUGCUACAUGGCCAACUUAAGGAAUUGAGUGACCUUCUUUCCUUAAUAAUAAAAAGCAACCACUUGAGGUUAAUAAAUUCCACAAACAGGAGGAAAAAGACUCCUGUCAUGGUUGCUGUUGAAGAAAACAGUGUAGAUUGUUUGAAAUUGCUCUGCAUGGCCAGAGCUGAUCUAAAUCUAGUGGAUUACAAAGGAAAUACUGCACUUCACUUGGCAGCAAUGAACAAGCACAGCAAAUGCCUGCAAGUGCUGCUUGCGGUUCAGUCCAUGAAAGAACCCAACAACACAAAAUUAGAGCUUAAUUUGAAAAAUGAAAAAGGUGAAACAGCCCUACAUAUUGCUGUAAAGCAUAAAGAUCUCCCAAGUGUGAAGCUGCUGGUUACUGCAGGAGCAGAUUUAAAUGAAAAGACUGGUACUGCAGGUCAGACACCACUUCACCUUGCAGUUGAAUAUGAUUGUAAAGAGAUAGUUAGUCUUCUACUUGCUCAAGAAGGACUGAAACCUGAAGAAGUAAAUUUCAGCAAUAAAACAGCUCAUGAUUUGGUGAAUUCCAAUCAAAGAGAUAUCUUUGCUUUGUUUCAGAAGAAACAGAUUGGUUGUAACAACAAGACAAGUGAAAUGCAAGUAGAGGAAGAAGUGUCUGAUGAUGAUGAGGAGGAAGAGGAGGAGGAAGAGGAUGAUGACAAUUUGGAAGGUGGUGAUGCGGAGCAGAAGGAACGAACUGAGAACAAAGAUGUACAUGAGGAUGAGGAACCUCCCAUGGUCAUCGAAGAAGCUCAAAGGAAAGAUGAAUCUGGAGAAAUGGAUACUGAUCCAGAUGAUACGCUUGCAUCUGAUAGUAUGAAUGAAAACACACAAGAAGUCUUUGGUUUAGACAAAGUCACCUUAAAUACUCUUGUGGAAAAUCUGGAUAAAGAUGAUAAAUGGAAGACUGUUUGUCAAAAGCUCAAUUGUACUUUUCUAGUUGCAACAUUUUCCAAUGUAGCAAGCCCUACUAAAUGUCUUCUAAACUUCCUUGAGUUUGAUAAAAAAGUAACUUUGUUAGAGUUCCGACACAUUGUGAAUCAACUGAACGUGCCCAUUGCCUUGAAAGCUUUGGAUGCUGCGCUCACUAAAAAGAAACAAUGAGAUGUGUGCGUAAUGCACUACUCUCGAAGAAUGUUCAACGUACAACUGCAUAAAUUUCAAAUGUAGUUUUGUAUAUUUUUUACAAGCGCUGUUUUAUAAAUGACCCAUCACAGUUUCCUAUUACAAAUCAUAUUUUUUUUUUUUCACAAUCAUAUCUUAUAGAAUAAUAUGUCUGCUUUAGGAGAUUUAUAUUUUGUAUUAUGUUUUAAGCUUUUACCAGUGAUUGUUUUCUUACGUAUGUAUAGUUAAAAUUAACGUUAGUUCAUUAUGUGCUUGUUGAGCACCAUUAUGCCAAUGGAUGUGAUAACUUCAGUGAUUUGUUUGGCCAACUAAGUAUAUUAUGACCAGCAGGUAUCUCUUUAUUAAAUUUUUUAUUUAUAAAAAUAAACUAAUAAGGAAUGUAAAAGAAAA
Messenger RNA from Thrips palmi, 3487 nucleotides. RefSeq names its product nuclear factor NF-kappa-B p110 subunit-like. Gene Ontology annotation, cellular component: cytoplasm. Bases 131 to 3076 code for a protein of 981 amino acids. The transcript is spliced from 25 exons. The record is from RefSeq and is a predicted model, not a curated record. Gene Ontology annotation, biological process: response to cytokine; inflammatory response; canonical NF-kappaB signal transduction. NCBI's taxonomy places the organism in Eukaryota, Metazoa, Arthropoda, Insecta, Thysanoptera, Thripidae. Gene Ontology annotation, molecular function: protein binding; DNA-binding transcription factor activity; DNA binding.